This is a messenger RNA of Xenopus laevis (African clawed frog), 2769 nucleotides long. RefSeq names its product vomeronasal type-2 receptor 26-like. The record is from RefSeq and is a predicted model, not a curated record. The transcript is spliced from 4 exons. Bases 1 to 2214 code for a protein of 737 amino acids. NCBI's taxonomy places the organism in Eukaryota, Metazoa, Chordata, Amphibia, Anura, Pipidae.
AUGAGCACCCUGUUAUAUUACAGGACAUCCUGGAGGUUAUUGCGCCACCUGAGAGCCUUUUUAUUUGCUGUUAAUGAAAUCAACCAAAAUCCCAACCUUUUGCCAAAUAUCACUCUGGGCUUCCAGAUCCAUGAUUCUUUCUAUGCUGAGGAUCUGAGCAUGGAGAGUGCACUGAGAAUACUAUCAGGAACCAGAUAUAUGAUCCCCAAUUAUAACUGCCACAAGAGGGGAGAGCUGGCUGCCAUUGUUGGACACCUUCUGUCGUCUCCGUCUCUAAGUAUCAGCACUAUAAUCAGUAACUACAGAAUUCCACAGAUCAGCUAUGGGGCCAUGGACCCUUCCUUUUCCAACAGGAACCAGUUUCCCUCUUUCUUCCGUACGGUUCCCAACCAGUUGUCCCACCACCAGGCCAUCAUAGAGCUUCUCAAGCACUUCGGCUGGGUUUGGGUUGGCAUUGUGGCCUCCACUGAUGACAGCAAUGUAAAGUCCAGUAGCCUUCUGAGGGAGCAGCUCAUCAGCAAUGGAAUUUGUGUGGAAUUUCAUGAAAUGUUUUCAGUUCUGGAUAAAAAGCAAACCAAGAGCACAAAUGUUGUCAUCAAGAACUCAACUGCAACUGUUAUCAUUUUAUACUGUAAUACGGGCUAUUUUCUCCAGUUAAUGCUCGGUGAACACUGGGAAGAAAUAAGGGGGAAAGUCUUUGUUACUUCUGUUUCUUUAACACUUCAUCUGGAUAACACCUUUAAUUUAAAGUAUCUCUAUCCGCUCAAUGGCUCACUGCUGUUUGUAGUGAGAAGAGGACACAUUUAUGGGAUGAAAGAUCUCAUGGAUUAUGUUCAUGGCAGUGAGCCAGAAACCAGUGACUUAGAGGAAAUGUUAUUUCUUCUUCCGAGUGAUGAUGAAGGAAAUGAAUUAGAAAGGAUUGAACCAGAAGCUUUCCGUCUCACCUACAGUGUCUAUAUAGCUGUAUAUGCCGUGGCGCAUGCGUUACAUAAUAUGAUCUCCAAGGCGCAGACUCAACCAAGGGUCCUUUCCACUGACCAACUGCUCAGACAUUUCCAUCCUUGGCAGAUGAUCCCACAUCUAAAUAAAGUACAAUUUCCAACACAGAGCAAUGGGAACUUUUCCUUCUCUGACAAAGGAGAAAUGCCCGGAGAGUUUAAUAUCCUAAACUGGAUUGUGUACCCAGAUGGGGAGUUCAGAAUAGUAGAAGUUGGCGGCUAUAGGUCCAUGUCCGAUUCUGCCCAGUUCCAGAUUAAUGAUAGUGCUAUAAUGUGGGGGAGGCCAUAUACAGAGUCUUUCUUUACAGACACAGAUAAUUGUGUGAAAUGUCGAGAAGACCAAUGGUCCAACGAGAGAAGAGACAGUUGUUUGCAAAGGUUGGUUGAAUUUCUUUCCUACCAAGACCCCAUGGGCACAGGUUUGGGUGUGACCUCCAUUGGCCUUUCUUCUUGUGCAUUAACAAUACUGGGAUGUUUCAUUAAAUGCCAUGCAAUGCCUGUUGUUAGAUCCAAUAAUACAAAUAUAAGCUACAUCCUCCUGGCCUCUCUGUGUCUCUCUUUCCUCUCAUGUCUGCUCUUUAUAGGCCAACCCAAACCUGUCACAUGCAUGGUCAGACAAGCUGCCUUUGGGUUGACCUUCUCCAUUGCUGAAUCCUCUAUACUGGCUAAAGCAGUCACAGUUGCCAUUGCAUUCAGAGCCAUAUCACCGGACAGCCAGCUGAGAAGGUGGGUUGGAGCCAGACUGCCCAUCUAUAUAGUCAUUACUUGCUCAGUUGGACAGGCAUUUGUUUGCUUAGCAUGGAUGGUCCUCUCUCCACCAUUACCAGACUACGACAUCCAAUCAGAGAAAGGAAAGAUGAUCCUUAUCUGCAAUGAGGGAUCAGCUCUUCUACUUUAUGUGGAGAUUUCCUACCUGGGAAUUUUGGCUCUUUUGAGCUUCAUUUUUGCAUUUCUCGUGAGGAACUUGCCUGACCGUUUCAACGAGGCCAAAUACAUCACUUUCAGCAUGUUGCUGUUCCUCAGUGUCUGGGUCUCUUUCAUUCCCUCCUACCUGAGCACCAAAGGAAAAUACAUGGUGGCCGUGGAGAUAUUUGCCAUCCUGGCAUCCAGCGCAGGGUUACUGGGUUGUAUAUUUAUACCAAAAAUGUGUAUUAUUUUACUGAAGAGAGACCUCAACUCUAAAGCACAUGUCACAGGAAUGGAUAAUAAUCUUUAGUUACACAAGUUUUAAAAACUAGUUAUAAUGUGGCCUAAAAGUUUCAACAUGACCCCAGUCUUAAGUAGUCAGAGGUCUCAUGUCAUUAUAUUUCAAGGUUUUAAAAAAACUCUCACUUUUAACCGAACAGAGAUUGCUACUCCAUUUAUCGCAAAAAAAAAAAAUUGAGCUCCCAACUACACUGUCCCAUCCCUGGUUAGUUCUACACUCACUCUCAUCUGAUUCGUUUAGGAUGUAAUAGAACAGCCAUUUGCAAUGUGGAAAUACAAUAAUGGGCCCAGGCUGUUACUAUUAAAGAUUUUAUUUUAAGGGUUUUUUUUUUAACAUCAGAACACUUAAGACACAGAUGUGCAGUUCUGACUGGUUGGAUGCAUCUUUGUGUGCCUCCUGCUAUUUAAUAUAUGGACAUUAUAAGUCCUUGAGGAGUUGACCAUGUCCAAGUAGGUAGUGCGAAGUUUGAUAUUUAUACAAGUCAUGGAACUCUUUGGGAACUUUGAUUAUCCUCAUUAUAUAAUGAUCCCAAUAUAGGGGCAGAUUUAUCUUGGAUUAUCUGUA